AUGCUCAUCCCAUUCCGAUGUGAGGUUCCCACGCGUUUCUUUCCUGAUAUUUAUCCAUUUUUUCUUUCUCUUUUUUGGUGUUUUCGUUCUUUCUUUGGUCUCUUCUAUAUUUUUUUUCUUAUCUCUUCUCUUUUCUCUUCGCUUUUCUAUUUUCUCUUCUUCUCUAUUUCUCAUCAUUUCUAUUUUCUCUUAUUCUCUCUGUUCUCUUCUUCUCAUCCCUUCUCUUUUCUCCUCUUCUCGCCACUUCCCUUUCCUUCUUUUGUCCGUUCCUCUUUUCUCCUCUCCUCUUAUCGCGUAUCUGUCGACUUCUCUCUUCCCAUCGCUUCUAAUCUCAGCCUUCUCUAUUCUUUCUCGUCUCUAUUCUUGUUAUUCUGCAUUUUUAUAGUUUCUUUUUCUUUAUUUUUUCACAAUAUUGUGACUGUAUUCUUCCAUCACUUUUCUCUGUUGUUGUUUUUUCUUUGA
Acanthosepion pharaonis is the source of this 462-nucleotide messenger RNA. Lineage: Eukaryota; Metazoa; Mollusca; Cephalopoda; Sepiida; Sepiidae. The record is from the annotation of a GenBank genome assembly.